This is a messenger RNA of Saccostrea cuccullata (small rock oyster), 1389 nucleotides long. Its product is annotated as neuronal acetylcholine receptor subunit alpha-3-like. Gene Ontology annotation, cellular component: neuron projection; plasma membrane; synapse. Gene Ontology annotation, molecular function: transmitter-gated monoatomic ion channel activity involved in regulation of postsynaptic membrane potential; excitatory extracellular ligand-gated monoatomic ion channel activity; transmembrane signaling receptor activity. The transcript has a single exon. Lineage: Eukaryota; Metazoa; Mollusca; Bivalvia; Ostreida; Ostreidae. Gene Ontology annotation, biological process: nervous system process; chemical synaptic transmission; monoatomic ion transmembrane transport. Bases 90 to 1355 code for a protein of 421 amino acids. The record is from RefSeq and is a predicted model, not a curated record.
UAUAGGGUAUUUCAAACGCUUUCCUUUAAGUGAAAAGACAUGGGCAUUGGACAAAUGUGUCUUUUUGGAAAUUGAAUUUAGUCUAUGAAAUGGCGGACCAUCAGGUUCUUGUGAUCCGAACACCAAUAAUACUAUGUCUAUUCUGUUUCAUUUAUUUUGGUGUUGGUCAACCCAAUGCAGCCUCCAAUCGUUUAUCAGUGGACAUUAUGAAAAACUACAACAAAAUGAUUCGAGGAGUGCAAGAUAUGAGUGAGCUAACGCCUCUGUAUUUUUCGUUUAAUCUGAUUCGUAUUACGGAAUUUGACGAAGUGAAUGGAAAACUAUCAGUGGUGGGAUAUUUUAACGUAUUCUGGAAUGAUACUAGGAUGAAAUGGGAACCAGCAGCAUACAAUAACACUUACAAAAUUCUUUUUAAGGAAAAGGAAGUAUGGAGACCUUUGGUUGUUUUAGCUUCACCUCAUAAUGAGUUUAAAAGACUUGGAGACAAAAACGGUUUCUUUAUAAGAUAUAACUUCGAAGGUCGCGCAGAAUGGUAUCCUGGAGACAUUUGGUCGUCAUCAUGUACCCCAGAUAUUUACAAAUACCCCUAUGACACACAGUCUUGCUCGAUAUCCUUUGUCAUUUGGGACUAUGAUAUAAAUGAAGUCACGGCUAUUGCUUUAUCUGAUAGAGUUAAUCUGUACGUGUAUUCUCCUCAUGGAAUGUGGGACCUGAUAGAUACGUCGGUUCUGUCGGGCGUCGAUAGGAAGCAAAAACUAGCGUUCAUAGAGAUAACUUUGUUUCUGAAGAGAGUCCCCACAUUUCAAAUGAUCAAUAUGAUUCUUCCUAUUAUGCUUGUUGGUUUGCUCAACAUUCUUGUCUUUCUUCUUCCUGCUCAGUCCGGAGAAAGGGUCGGCUACUCCAUUACCGUGUUACUCGCCAUUGCAGUCUUUCAAACCAUUGCAUUUGACCAUCUUCCAAACGUUUCUAAGCCCAAUCUUUCUUUGCUCUGCAUCAAGCUAUUGGCCGACCUAAUUUUGAGUGCUUUAGUAAUGACGUUCACAAUAAUGACGUUAUAUUUCUAUCACAUGCCAGAUUCUCGCAAAGUGCCCCCGUGUCUUGCAGCUGUAACAAGAUUUGUAUUGUGCAGAACCUGUCGUAGAAGUAAAGUCAACGACACUCUCAAUGAAAGCUUUGAUAAUUACGUUAUGAGAAGUGGGAUCGGUAUAACAGAUUUUGUAUCAGAUAACGAUCACCUCCAGACUGAGGUCACGUGGACAGAUGUCGGUAAAAGUAGUGACGUUGUGUUUGCUGUGUUUUCUAUGUUUGCGUUUAGUGCUUCAAAUGCUGUAUUUUUGUUGCAUGUAGUAUUUUGAAAACGUAAUGAUUGAAUUCAUCACUUUAAAUUCA